Molecule: messenger RNA, 4473 nt
Organism: Cephus cinctus (wheat stem sawfly)
Lineage: Eukaryota; Metazoa; Arthropoda; Insecta; Hymenoptera; Cephidae
Product: MTSS1-like protein
Exons: 14
Coding region: 185-3001 (938 amino acids)
Biological process (GO): cell projection assembly; plasma membrane organization
Cellular component (GO): cytoplasmic side of plasma membrane; actin cytoskeleton
Molecular function (GO): actin binding; phospholipid binding
Source: RefSeq, a predicted model, not a curated record
UUCGGGAACGGGGUCGUAGGGGGCAGUUACGGUGUACAACGAAAACAGAUCACACGCAGACGCGGACCCGCGAGACUUUUCACUGAUCGCGUAACGCUCUUCCCCUACUUCCUUGUUCGUUGCUACUCUCAGUCGUGUUUACGCAUCUACCCAUGAUAUUUUUGGGACUAGACAAGCAUCGUUCAUGGUGUAUGGUACGUCGUGUUUAGAGAUUGUGAGGAUCUUCAAGAUCGUGGAUCUAUUGUGGGACUUUCUCUCUGGAGUACAAAAGAGAAGUAGAAAGAUGGACGUGAAUAUUGAGAGGGAAUGCAGCGCCCUGGGCGGCCUCUUUCAGCAAAUCGUCAACGAUAUGAAGAAUGGAGCUCCAUUAUGGGAAGAUUUAAUCUCCAAGGCAACAAAGUUACACACGUGUCUCAGAGCUGCAAUAUUGGCGAUUUCGGCGUAUCUCGAAGCUUUUCAGAAGAUUGCCGACGCGGCCACCAAUGCUCGAGGAGCAACAAAGGAAAUUGGAACGGCACUAACAAGGAUAUGUCUUCGUCAUAAGGCAGUGGAAACUCGUAUGAAAUCUUUUACCAGCGCAAUUAUGGAUUGCUUGGUAAUGCCACUUCAAGAGAAACUGGAGGAUUGGAAGAAAUCGCUUAUCAAUUUGGACAAAGAGCACGCUAAGGAGUACAAAAAGGCAAGGGCGGAGCUAAAGAAACGUUCUACGGACACUCUACGACUGCAGAAGAAGAAAGCUCGCAAGGGUCAGGCACAGAUUUACGGGCAGAUUCAGGGUCAAGGUCAUAUAACGUGUACGAGCGAUGCCGAGCUCACCAGGCUUUUGGAGUCUUCGGCAGCAGUUGUCCAGGAGAAACGUCUUAGCCUGGAGGAGACCGAAAGAAAAGCAGUACGCGCUGCGCUUCUUGAGGAACGUGGAAGAUUUUGCCUACUUGCACGAUUUCUGAAACCAGUACUUGAUGAAGAGAUUGCGAUGCUUAUGGAAUUGACGCAUCUCCAGGAAGUUUCUGAUCAAUUACAAAGACACGCUGCAUCACCGAAUCAUCUGCCACCUGCUUCGGAGCAAGUAAUUACUGACAUCAAAGGAUGCGACGCGGCCCAAUGGUCCUUGGCUACACCACCCUCUAGCCCUUCUUUGUCCCUGGGAUCACGAAAAAGCUCCAUGUGUUCUAUUAGCUCUCUUACAAGUAGCAGCAGUGGAUCUUGCAAGAGUCAUCCAAGUCCAUCUGGUCAUCCAUGGCACAGAUCUCUGUCCCAGCCGGUUGGUGUCAGGCCCUCCACCGUCAGCAGCAUGAUGACUCUUCGUCAUUUAACUGGCAGCAGCUCCCGUGACUCUGGGUUUACUUCUCAGGAUACUCUGUACACUCAACCAAUUUCUGAGCACCAGGUAUCAAAUGCCUCUUCGCACAGCAAUCAGAGUACGGGAUGCACCAUUACUAGACCCAUUACUACUUCCACAUGGCCUGAUCUUCAGGAAACAUCGGUUCAGUUUGAUAGGAAGAGUCAGAGUACUGUCAAUGAACGACCUCACACAAUUUCUUCUGCAUACGAGAAAGGGCAUCAUAGACCAGCACUCAGCGUAUAUACAUUUCAAGCACCUGAUAGAGAUGUUAGUGGCUGUUGUCAUAGUCAACCAGCGUCGCCCGUAUCAUCAUCCUCAUCAUGUUCCUCGUCAAAUCAACAAUUGACUCGAAUACAGUUACGUAGGAAUAACGGCGGCAACAAACCACCUAUUCCUAGUCGUUGUUCCAGCUUGGAACGGCCAAACGUUCCAGCAAAGACUGAGAUACCUGGAAGUCUUAGGGGGAAACCGAAGCUUCCUUUGCGUGCACAUUUAGCAAAAGAGUUAGCAUCACAUCAACAUCAGCAACCAAUGUACGUGAACAUGCACGAAUUGGCAAGUUUGGCAGCUAGUCGAGCUCAAGAAAUGCAGCUACCACUACCCCCUCCACCGAGUAACGCACCAGGGCCAACAGCCGACAAGACUGACAGUACUGAAAAGGAUGGCGGAAGCUUAACAUCCGAAUCAAGCUUAGAGUCUAGCAGUGGUUAUGGAAGUCAGACGACACUUCCACAUUCUCAUUCUGUACAUAAUCAAAGUGAUGCCAGCUGGAACGCAGCUCCGUCUUCCCUUUUAUCGCGUAGAGGAUCGAUGCAACAGGCAACAAGACCUGCGCCUCCAGUAAGGCGUACUUCAACUAUAAUCGGGGGCACCUACAAUAAUGCUCUUCCAAAUCCCAAUGAGGAACAUAGUAGUGAAACUGCUUGUAACGAGGUUGAAAAUCUUCCACCACCUCCUGCAUUUUUAUUGGAAGGAUCUUCCCCCACAGCCAGUCCGACGCAGCAAAGGUCAAUAUCCGUAUCGGAAACCGUGCGAACCUUAACGGAAUUACGUCACACUCCGGCGAGUCCGUCUCUUCUACGUAAAUGUACAAGUUCCCAGCAAUAUGGAAAUCAAACUAGUACUACCACCCAACACAAUACAGUUCUGCAGAUAACCCGUUGCACCGUUGAACGCUCUAGUUCGUCAUCAACACGAUCGAAUUCUCAGGAUCGCAUAUCUUCUGGUGGUUCUGCCGGGUGUGGUAUAAAUCAAGGACAAGGUCCGGGUGGUGUUGGCCAAAGUUUCAUGGCUGUUCUGAGUGCCAAAUUAAUAAGCAGCUCGUCGACCUCUAGCACUGCCAAUAAUCCUGUUGGAAAUAGCCCGAAGUGCUCUAGGAAAUAUUCUGCUGAACAACAACAGCAACAACAACAAUCCAACAGGAACUCAAAAACGUCCACUGGAUUUUUAGAAACAUUGAAUGCUAAACUUGCUCAUCAACAGCAAAGUAGCAACAAUGCAAGUAGAUCUGCCAGUGUAAGACGUAUCAUGGGGAACAGAGUUCCUAUAGUAGAUCCACUUCAAGUCAGAGAUUCUUUAAUGGACCAGAUACGUCGUGGAACAUCUCUUCGUAAAACAACUGGACCCAUCAACGAUCGUUCCGCGCCUAAGAUUUACUGAGCUUCGACGACAAGAGCUACCAUAUUGAGAGCUUGCAAGUUCUUGGAUUAUUUACAAUGCCUCGUGUCAGAUUUAAAAAAUCCUCAUAGAAUAUGGAUAAUUAUCCUCUGCCCAGAUAUGUUGAUAAAUGUGAAUUAACAGCAUCAACUGAAUAAAAACACGUCUCACAAUUGGCUUUGAAGAGCGGGACGUUAAAAAUGAAUCAUAAAAACGACAACGCAUAUAUUUCCAGUGAUUUUUUAUAGUCUCCCGAAAGUAUUAGGGGUGUCGCGACAAAGUAAAAAUUUCGAAAUUAUAGGAAGUUAUUGUCCCGCGUAAUACUGGCGUUUUGCCAUUCGCAUUCGUUUGUAAAGCGCACAAGACGGAUUAUGGAUCUUUUUUCUGGCGUAUUCAUCCACCUCUUUACGCACUAUCUACACGCAGAUGAUCUAAUGAGUCUAAAAAUGGACGAUAACAUUUUUCGUAUGAUAACAGAGAUAAAGUGUUUAGCGUUAACUUUUUUUAAAUCGUUGGUAAGAGUAUUAUAGAGCGUCGCGCGUGUACGAAGUUUUUCUUCUUUAUUUUCUUUGUGUUUCUAAGAUAAAUAGUAAAAAUGUAAUGGCGUAACGUUGGUCACAUUAAGAUUGUGGGAGCUAUGCUUUUUGCCGUUCAGAGGUAUAUCAAUUUUAAAUAUUGACUUUUUCUUUUCUAUUUUAUUAAUAUUUUACGGAUUUUUUCCUCCCACUCUUGGGAUAAUAUUGAAUAAAAAAAUGAUGAACCACAGAACGCUUAUGCGCCAAUAAUAUCAAUUCUGCUAUUUUCUCUGGAAAUAGAAGUCAUUGAGAUUCUUGUCUUGUACCCGAUUAUUUCCAUAACGAUAUAAUUCUAUAAUAAUUUUUGAUAACUCUCGGUCUUGAAAUUCUUAAGUAUUUAUUUGUCUCAAGAUAAAACAUAUUACAGCCGGGACAUAUGCACACGGCGAAUAAAAUGUAAUAACGAGGAAUAAUGCCGCUUUUCACCUUGCGUACCUACGUUCCUUUCGUUCACGGGUGUCCAGGAGCCAUAGUUAAAAUCUUGCAAAGUAUAUUGGUGUAUAGCCUAUACAGCAAGUAAUGUCAUAAUAUUUUUUAUUUAAUAUAUACUAGCAAUUUAAUAAUAUUGAGUGAGGCGAGAGAUAGACAUGCUCGAACUUUGCGAGAAUGAUUCCAGAUAAUAACGAUCCACGUGUCUAUCGUUGCUGUCGUUAAUUUCAGGACAGAAAACUAAAUAUACAGCAGAAACGUAUACACAAUUGUAAUUUAUAACAGAUAAAACUGAAUCUCAACAAUCGAUAGACAUUCGAUCAAAUAUUACAAUAGCUACUGGUAAUAACCCUAAUACCACUGUAAUAAAACAAUAUUUAAUGUAGUUACCGUCUGAAGAUGAUUGUUAAUUUGUCAUAAUUAUUGCAGUAGCAGUGGAAAAAUUUGAAGAUAAUAAAUAACGAUACGAUA